Molecule: messenger RNA, 2238 nt
Organism: Entrophospora candida
Lineage: Eukaryota; Fungi; Glomeromycota; Glomeromycetes; Entrophosporales; Entrophosporaceae
Source: the annotation of a GenBank genome assembly
AUGGAACUAAUUGAACUAAUUCCAAUAGAACCAAUCAUAACAAUUGAUAACAAAAGUGAAACAGACAAUACUGUUGUCAGUGACGAUAAACAAGACCAGAAAUCUGAAGAAGUUGUUGAAGUAAGCAAUGGGCGAUCUAGACCAAGAGAAUCAAAAGGAAAACAAAAGGAAGAUCAAAGCGAUGAUGAAAAAGAUCCUGUAAAAGCCUUUUUAGAAAAAUGGAAAUUUGAAGAUCCUGGAAUAUGUUGUGUGUGUCUUGAAGGCGCAACUGCCGAAGAAAAUAUGUUAGUGUAUUGUGAUGGCCAGGAAUAUCCUUGGUACUGUGACAAAUGUCUUGCAAAACCAUCUGAAGUGGUGUCAUGUAUUUUAUGUCCAAAAAAAACUGGAGCAUUUCGUAGAUUGCAGGAAGAAGAAGGCUUCAAAACAGAUGCGUGGGUCCAUUUAGUCUGUGCCUUAUGGAUGCCAGGAAUGUGGAUAGCCAAUACUCAAGGAUUAAAUGAGUGCUCUAUCAUUAGUGUUGAAAAGACAAAUUGGAUAAAGGAUUGUUGUAUAUGUCCUAAAGAACUUGCUAGUCAAGGUGCGACUGUUCAUUGUGAUGCAGGCGGCUGUAAAAAUUGGAUACAUGUAACUUGUGCUCAAUCUUAUAACCUUUUGGAAUAUGAGGAUGAUUCUGAAAUGUCAGAUCCUUAUUUUGUUUAUUGUAAAGAACAUUGUUCACAAGCUGGUACUGUUCGUUUAAAUGAAUGGGAAAGGUGGAUUUUAAAACGUGAUAAAUUUUUAGACAAUGUUAGGUCUGAAGAGUUACAAAAAAGAAACAAUAAACUCACAAGUGAGUUAAUAGAUCAAGGAAAAAUACUCAGGGAAAUUUUUGAAGAUAAUUAUUCUGAAUACCAGAAACGUCGAGAAAAACAAAUAGUCAAACUUAGAAAAAACGUUGCUCAGCUAUAUUCAGAGUAUAAAGGAGAUAAGGACAAGAUAAGUAGAGGGGAGGAGCAAAUUGAAUCCUUGGAACAAAAAAAAAGGACUGUAAAAUCAGAAACAAUCGAAUUAGCAAAUUAUUUAAACAGAUUAAGAUUUAGAGUAAAAGCUUUUGUUGAAAAGAUGAUUAAAAAAGAUGCAGAUGAUAGCAAUAUCAUUAAUAAUAAUGUUGAGAUAAAACAAUAUACUGAAUGCUCGACUUACAAAGAAGCAGAAAGACAAAUAAGAGAUGGAUUAAUAGAAAAGUCAAUGAUUGAGAUUCAACGAUUAUUGGCUAAAUUGCCAAAUUCAAUAUCAGAUUGGAAUAAUAAUAAUGUGGAAGAAGCAAAAACAAUUAAUAUUAAAAAGUUAGAUAUUGAAGAAAUUGAAACAUUAGGAUUAGAUAAUGCUCAAAAAAUUCUUGUUCAAAGACAAAAGGAACGUAAACAAAAAGGUAAAAAGGGUAAAAAAACUACAACAACCGCAACUAAUAAUAGCAAAAGUAAAACACCCAAGAAAAAUCUUAAGGUUUCAAGAACUACUUCAACAUCUUCAAAUAAUGGAUCCGAAGCAUUUGAUACACCAUCAAGAGCAUAUAAUACUGGCAUGGUACCAUUUCCUGCAUCUAGAAAGAAUAUAUCGGAUUUAAUCAACUUACCUGAAAAUAAUAAUUCAACAAUAAUAACAACAACUUCAAGAAUGAGUGCAUCAUCACCAUCGAAGAAUGGUAAAAACAAGAAAAAGAAUAGUUCUGAAAUAUUUAAAGAUACAUAUGAUUAUUAUAGUAACAAAAAAGCUAGAAAUGAUGAUGAUGAAUAUUAUAAUAGUCAUAGUGAUAAUAUUAAUGGUAAUAAGAAUAGAUCAAAGAUUAUUUAUGGUAGUAUAAUUAGUGGAACUAUAGAAAAUAAUAUUUUUAGUAGUAGUAGUAAUCACAGUAAUAGGAAUGUUAGGAAAAGAUCUCAAAAGAAACCAUUAAUGAGAAAAAGAAAGAAAAAUGGAAAUAGUUCUGACUCUUCACAACAACAAUACAAACUACCAAGUAGAUAUCCUCAACCUAUAUGUUUCAAAUGUGAUAGGAUUGAACCUCCGGAUGAUUAUCAACCACCUUCAUAUGUUAAAAAUACAAAAGCUAGCAAUUUAAUGUUAGAAAAGAAAGGUAGAGAUACAGUUAAUAGAAUGAUUAGGUGUAAUUUCUGUACAAAAUGGUAUCAUCUAGCUUGUAUGAAUCCGCCAAGAAAAACGAUGCCUAUCGGGGCAAAAGCAAAAGUUUCAUAUUCAUAA